AUGGUGUUUGAGGACUAUCGACCAUCUCGUCACGAUGGAAUUACUCCAGUGACCCAGCCCAGGACCUCCCGGCCCACUGUGGUUCGGAAGAAGUUUGCCAAACCCCCGGUCAAAGUAGCCUGUCUAUCUUGUAAACGCGGUGGCCCGCGGAAAAAGAAGAAAUGUCUCCUCCGGCAGAUCUCAUCGUUUCUCAAGAUGCGCCGCCAUCGACCAUCACCCCGGCCCACGGGGAGUUUUGAAGAGCCAUCAGGAAUGUUUGGCCAAAUUGACGUCAUGUCGAUUCCCGGGGCCGGCUUGAGGAGCCUCGACUUCUCGUCCGACGUUCAUACGAUGUUCGCCGAUCUCUUUGCGCCGACUAAUGGAGCCCAUCACCCCGCUCAGAUGGAGCCGACUCCCUCGCCCUCGAACACACCAUGUCAUUCUCUAGUCCGGACAUACGGCAGCGAGCAGGACAUACUCAAUGGCUAUUACGACUUCAUUCAUCAUUACUUUCCGAUUCUACCCCCUCGAGCAUCUCCAGCGUCUCCAGAUUCCCCCCUGGAAGGUGCUGGCUCCUUCUCGGAUUCGCCCACAGACGAACCACUCCUACUCUAUCGCCCUCGCUCUCCUCUCAGUCUUGCAUUAUCCGCCAUCCUAGCCCUCGUCCCGCACCCAAAUGAUCCCGAGGCAUCAUCGCCAGUGUCCGUCGUGAGACGGCGAACGUACGCCCAGACAUUCGCACAGAUGGCCAACUCCGCUAUUGAGUCCGAUUGCGAGCUCCAGUCGUCGUCCACAGAUCCAUCACAGGCACUCUCGAAUGAGCAGCAUCGCAUCGACCGGGAACCGUUCCAUCCGCGGACUCCGGUAGAAUUGGAGCGGAUUCUGGCAUUGCUGGUUCUUUCCAUAUACGAGUACACGCAGCGAGGGAACCUCCUGAAAAUGCGGUAUCGUGCCGGUCAGGCUCUCGCUAUCGCAUUGGACAUGUCAUUACACGCCCUAGGAGAAGAGUACGACGAUUUCGCAGAAGCCCGAAGAAGAGCCUGGUGGAUGACGUAUUACUGCGUGCUCCAGGGGUCGAUCGUCCCCACUACGCCCCUUUCCAUCGUAGCGAAUGAUCCCCAGUUCGUAACACCGUAUCCGCGCUUCUCUGCGGAUCCCGACGGAUGGGCGGUCUUGAUGCAGGCCCAACAAGUUUUGGUUUCGGCGACCCAGUUCAUCAUCGACCUGAACAAGUGCAUCGCCACACGGACCAACUUCCACUACAUCUACGAGCGCAUGCAGCAACUGGACGCCUGGGCCAGCUCCGCAUUAGCGCAGUCGAACCUCCUCCCGGUCAUCCCGCAAUCCGCGAACUGCGGCGACGACAUGGAGUACAUCACAUCGCAGAGCAUCCGCGCCAUCUCGCGAAUCAAACUCUCAAGGACCCCUCCAAGGCGCAAGCUGGAAUCAGCAACAUCGGCUGCGGCUGCGGCGGCCCUUGAGUCCUUCCAGCAGCAACAGCCCUCCUGCGAAUUCACCCCUUCGUCCACCUCCGCCUCCUCCACCUCCUCCGACUACCAGUCCAUGUCCCAGUACUCCUUCACCAGCGGCUUCCCCUACUCCCCACAGCACUCCGCCAAGGUGUGUCUCCGCGCCGCCCUGCUCAUCUCCCGCAUGUUCGCCAGCCUGCCCCUGCCGCAGCCCGUCUAUGACGGGAACAAGAAUCAGCACCUCCUUCGCCAGCAGGUGCAGCUGCCCCGCACCAUGCCCUCGUUCGCCUGCUGUCUCAUGCAGGGCAGCUACGCCAUGCUCAUGAUCUACUACAAGGCCCGCGUCGAGAAGCAGUUGUCUCCUGAUGCGGGGAGCAAGGAUGCGAAUGACCCGUCCACGCGGCUUAUCGAGGAACUGCGCCAGGGCCUGGAGCGGAUUAUCGCGACCGUCUCGAAUUAUGCAAUUGCAUUUGAGGCAUUGGAUGGGAUGAGAGAUGAAAUCGAAGGUGCAUACCACACGGCAUUUCCUGGGGCGUAG
Messenger RNA from Aspergillus terreus NIH2624, 1986 nucleotides. RefSeq lists its product as uncharacterized. The record is from RefSeq and is a predicted model, not a curated record. The transcript is spliced from 9 exons. NCBI's taxonomy places the organism in Eukaryota, Fungi, Ascomycota, Eurotiomycetes, Eurotiales, Aspergillaceae. The coding region runs from base 1 to 1986 and encodes 661 amino acids.